AUGGCGACACCGUGGCCUCAGCAGCCCGCAUGGCCAACACCAUUCCGCGAGCACGCUACACGACUCAGCACCUACCUUCAGGACGCGCUGACCUGCAUCGAUCGCACUCAAAGCCAGCCCGUACCGGCAGACCUUGUCAAGAUCAUUAUCCAUGGCACCCUGACAUUCAUACUGAAAGUGCAACACGCCCCCGACCUCAGCACGGUAUGCGACGCGCUUAGCAUCCUGCAAACCGAGGCCAAAGCGACCUCGGACAACACCGCGCGAAUGCUCGACGCCGUCAAACAAGAACUUAAGACCGAACUUAAAAAUACAACCGACACUGUCCACACAAUCGCUGCAAACGUACAACUGAACAUAAGAGCUGGAGAGGAAGCAAAGACAGCAGCCAAGGAGGCGGCAGAGGUGGCGCGCUCAGCUAUGCUGCGAUGGCAGCGAGGGGCGCGACGCUAG
This is a messenger RNA of Bipolaris sorokiniana ND90Pr, 453 nucleotides long. RefSeq lists its product as uncharacterized. Bases 1 to 453 code for a protein of 150 amino acids. The transcript is spliced from 2 exons. The record is from RefSeq and is a predicted model, not a curated record. NCBI's taxonomy places the organism in Eukaryota, Fungi, Ascomycota, Dothideomycetes, Pleosporales, Pleosporaceae.